AUGAAUUUCUAUUCCUUUAUUUUAUUGGCAGUAGAAGCAGAGGCAAAACUAGAAGAGAUUAGGAUGUCGCUAGCAAGCAUAGAUAGUUUUGAAUCACACACAAGUAAUAAUUAACUUAACAUUAGCUUACAAUCGAUUAGAUUAACCUAGAAUUUCAGGAUUAAAACCUGAGAAUAUUUUUGAAUUUUUAUGUGAUAAUGAUAUUGAAGUAACACAAGAUCAACUUGAUUACAUAUUCAGAGUUUUAGAUGAAGAUUCUGAUAAAAUAAUAACCUACCGGGAGUAUACUUUUCACCGAAAUAAUUAGCUUUAAGAGUGCUAUAUUGCCUAAAAGGAAUGCUUAAUUGAGAGAAUAAGCCUAAAAUCAUAAAGGCUAUGAUCUUCCUGUUGAUAUGCUAUUACCAAAAGAAAUUGAAACAUUAUUAUCAUAAUUCAUGAAUUAGUUAAAAGAAAAUUAUUUGUAAAUGAUAGAAUUAAAUCUUAGGCUAUAUUAGGAAAUACAAGAAAAAAUUGAAUUGAACUAAUUGAAUAUUUGUGAUAAUAAUAAUUAAAUUACAGUAGAUUCUUUGUAGGAAUGGUUAUAAUAGUUGGAAAAAAACAUUAGUGAAGAAGUUCUAUAGAAUUUUGUUGAUAUUAUAUAAGGAUAGCCAUAAAAGCUAAAAAUUCUAUUGGAUUAAAUUUACACAGAGAACGAAGAGGAUUAAGAUUAUAAUGAUGAGUAAGAAGAAGAAGAAAAUGAUAAUGAUAAUGAAGAAGAAAUAGAAGUAGAAAAUGAUAAUUAAGAAAAAUAAUAAGAAGAUGUAGAGUAAAUCUAACAGGAACAAAAAUUAGAAUAAGCCUAAUAAAAUAAUGCAAAGGAUGAUUAAGAUGGGAAGGAUAGUGUACAAAAUAAUCAACAAGUUGUCUAAUCUUAAGUAUUAAAUCAUAAUAAUAUGGAUAAUUAACAUUUAUAUAAUUACUCAGAUGAUGACAUCGAGUUUGAAAUUUAUUAUUUAAAGAAAAAAAUUUAUUCAUUAGAAUUACUAUUAGGGAUAGUACCAUAAUCAAUUCAUAGGUCUUAUGUAGGAUAUUUUUAUGAGUAAUAAAAUAGAGAAAUAUAAUACUAUUCAAGAGUGAGUCACCCAGGAAAAUUUAUUGAAUCCCCUUCAUUCGAUAGCGAUUAUUUAUUAAGAGAGAAAUUAUGGCUAGAUUAAUAAAUAAAAAAUGAAGAGUUAAAACAAUAAUUAUUAUUAAUUUAGUUGAAAAAUGAUAUAAAAGUAAGUAGUUCUGGUCUUUUUACAGAUAAAUAUUAGAGGUAUUCAUCGGCUAGUCGAAUAUCUCAAAGCCCUCUCAAUUAUUCAAAAUCGUAUCUUGAUUAUUCUGGACAGAAAGUAAGAUUUAAGAAAUAUUAUUUAUAGUAUAGUGCCAGUUCUAAAAAAUCAUUCAUAGAAAUAUCUUUUUAGAGAUCAUUAAAUUAUAGCAAUAGAAAAUUUUGA
This is a messenger RNA of Paramecium octaurelia, 1475 nucleotides long. The record is from the annotation of a GenBank genome assembly. NCBI's taxonomy places the organism in Eukaryota, Ciliophora, Oligohymenophorea, Peniculida, Parameciidae.